AUGAAGCCAGGUAAGAGUGUAGAAGUUAAAGAAGAAAUAGUAGAGGUGCAUACAGUUGCCCGGUCUCCCUCUCCGAAGCACAAAGGCAAUGAGAAACCAAGGAGCAGAUCGGGUUCACGAAAACUCUCCAAUGGGCAUGUGACAGGACCAGAAUCCACAGACCCACCUCCCCCCUCCGAAGAGAAAUCGGAGCAGUCACCUGAAAAGACGAAAACUCGUGAGAAAUGGAUAAAUUCGGAACAAGAGUCGCUUGAUGUGGAAAUUCCUAUCCAUGAUCAAAUAAAAAUGGGAAUACUAGGUUUCGUUGAGAAGGAAAUAAAGAAGUCUGACAAAAAUCCUUCGUUUGUAUUUUACUCUCAUGAUCCAAAUGGUUUGGAUGAGAAAUUAAUGAAAAAUUUGUCCAGACCGUCAAGUGGUCACAAAGAAAAGCGCAGUCCAUCUUAUAGGAAGAAAAAAAGCCACUCAUCUCGCCAUAGGGAUAGGGAUCUUCAUGAUUUUGAGGUGCCGGGUUCAAGUCUCAGUGCUUUAGAAAAGGUAGAUGACUACUUGAAAGAGUAUAACAAAGAUGAAGUGGUGACUUUGAGUGGGGAGCUGGAAAUCGAGUCCAAUGACAUUGAAAACAAUAAUGGCAUUUCCAAAGAUUCAAGACAUAAGCCAAGGAAGACAAGACGAAAAGCUAGAGAGGAGAGACAUGAUGGUAAUGCCAAUGGACGGGAUGUAAGCCCUAAGGUCUUUAAGACCGCCACUAAAAGUAAGGGGGGCCCAAAACCAGUUCGUCCAACUGACCUAACAACAAUGUUGGAAAGUCUCGAGUCAAAUGUGCCAUACCAUGACCAGUACAUUGACAAUCCUUUCUCAUCUCCAUCACCCCUGACAUCACCAAAUGAUGAAAGACUAGACCCAUUUGCUUCUCGGCGAACUGAUAAGAUUUAUCUCCAAGGAGGCGGCACUUUCAAAGCUGUUUCUAGAGAUACGAUUUUGCAGUCACAGCAGUCCAAAGAUGAUGAGAAAUAUUUGAGGUUAGGCGACCUGACGCCUUUGGACGUGGCGCUGGCGUUGCAAAAGGCGUGGCGCAGCUGCUCCCCAGCCUGCCACGGUGUGCUUGGCGGCCUGUCGCUGAUGCACCUGCUGCUCAUCAGCUACUCGGACGGGCUGGACGGCAGCCACCUGGCGUUCCACACGCUGGUCACCAUGCCCUACGUGGCCGCUUACUACUUCCUCUGCGCGCUGUGCAUACUCUCCGUGCUGGACAGGCUGGACGUGACCAGCAUAGACCUGACGCGCGGUCUCCAGCCCUGGUUCCAGCCGAUAGUCCUGGUCAUCCUGUACACCGCCUGUCUGCUGGUCUGCGCCGCCGCGAGGAUGUACGACGAGCUGAUGGUCUACCAGUACGCGCCGAUGGUGGCCAACUCGACUGGCAACGCGACAGCGUCGGCGAUUCCACCAUUCUACCACACGUGGACCCACCUGUCGAUCUGGCGGGCGGUGCUCCCGAUCCUCGGGCUGGUCUACUUCGUGAUCUCCCACCCACCGGAUCUGGUGCACGCCAACCUCGGGAAGCUGCUGCAGUUCAAGCAUUCGUUGCAGAGCAUCGGA
This is a messenger RNA of Iphiclides podalirius (scarce swallowtail), 1596 nucleotides long. Lineage: Eukaryota; Metazoa; Arthropoda; Insecta; Lepidoptera; Papilionidae. The record is from the annotation of a GenBank genome assembly.